UUGGCCUCAAACUUUUGAAAAACACAUUCUCUUCCAAAAAUGGGAAAAAUAUAAUCACCGCCAUUACUGAUUACAUACCAUGCUAGCUAGUUUAUCCCAUAAGUACUGCUAAUAGUACACUACUAGCUAAGGUAGUUAGCCGGACCAGAAGCGGCCGCCGGGCGCGGGACGCUUCAAUUCCCUUCUAGAUCCUCCGAUCCGCCCUGUAUGGCGGAAAAGCCCGAUAGGCCCUCAGUUUGAAGCGAAGACUUUGAUUCCUACAACUGGCCGGCCGGUCAGUGACAAGUCGAUUGAGUGAUUUGGUCAUUCAACAUGGAUGGGGCAGCCAUAGCUUUCGUCUUUCACCAACACAAGAUUCUCCCCAGCUUCUGGUUUAAUUUGUUGAAGCUUUAGAUUUUCAAUUCCUACCCAGCUUAAUGUCAUGGACAUACACUCCAGAAGUGGUAAAGACAUGAAGUUGAAAAGUCAGACAUGUACCUCCUCUAUGCAAUUCAUAAGCCGGCGGCACAUUCCCAUGUGGCGGUAUUUGUUGCAAGUUGCAAUUAAAGCCUAUGAAAAGUUCAGCAAUGGGUGAUUUGGUCAUUCAACAUGGGGCAGCCUACCCAGAAGAUUUAAUUUGUAAGCUCUCUCCAUCACAUUCUUUAGUUCAAUUUCAGCACUUGCACAAUUAAAUGACACUCUAAAGUAAGCUUUUAAUCCUGUUUCAAGCAUUUAUUGUCCGGUUAAUAAAAUAAUUGAUUGUAGGAUUAGACUGAGAUCACUUAACUAGGCCACAAAUUCCCAUAUGGGAUUUCCCAGCAAUGAUUUCCCAGGAGAGUAAUGUGUUAAAGAAAAUGGCACAAAUUCCCAUGUGGGAGAGAUAGAAAAUGUCUCACCUUUAUGCUAGAGUGUCUUGGGAGCCUGAUACGUACAGUGGCUUCUUUAACCACACACUUCCAGGAAACACCAUCAUAUUUAUAUCGCUCAGGCUUCGUUUAUCAUUCUCUUCAAAGGGUUCAAAGCCGAACCUCACAGUCCAUGUCUCCACUAAACUGGGAAUUGCAGAAAGUACGAGUUUCUCCACCUUCAAUGAUUUUAGCAUCUAGAGCCACAUGCAUUCAGGUUAAUCCAUAUAAGUGCAUAACGCAUAAAGCUGAAAGCAUCAAACCCACCGCAGUACACCACCCCACAGAAUUUGAUAUCACACUACAAAAACAAAAAACAAUAUUGGCACGGACUUGACACGGAUUGAUCAAGUUUGGCACUGGUGACCAAAUAGCAUUGACACAAAAUGUGGCACGCAUUUUGCGUAUCCGUGCCAAAUCUGUGCUAUGACCGUGCUAAUGUCAUUUUUUUUGGUGUCAAGGUAAAUUGAACUUUGUCCCAAUUAAAGUACUAGUAUUAUUUAAUCUAAAUAAGAUAAGAUUUACGUGCAGCCCCAAUAUUAGUUAAAAUUUUGAUUUCCACCGAUUUGAAAAGUCUUUAAAUGGACUUAGAUAAACUAACGAGGAGAUCAUCAGAUGAUGUGCGUAGAAUGUUAAAAUUGCCUUUUCUCUUCUUUUUAGCGUAUAUGAAGGGGUUAAAUGAGAAAGGAAUCAUAUCAAUCAGUCUUUUUUAAUUAUAAGCUGUAAAGCCGAGUCAAAUAAAUUACUGUGGUUGAAAAGUCUCCUGAUUUGGUGGGAAUGAUUUAUAAACCAAGUUUCUAGGAUUGCCAAAUGGGCACUUAUUUAUUCAGUGAGAGGUUAUCAGAGUUUUUCUCAAGUGGGGUGAUUUCUAAACUCAUUUCUCGAUUAUAGGUUAUUCUAAACUUAUUUCUCAAAAAAGAGUAUUUUUGGCAUGUCAUCCACUGUGUUAGCCAUUGUAGCACAAAAAUUCUUGGGGAGGAGUACGUUUCUGUUUCAAAAACUACCGAAAUAGUUGUUUUUCUAAUAUCAAAUGACGUUUUCCGUUUCACUUUUCCCCAUGAUUUCCACUCUUCUGUACAACAUAGAUGUCAGCUCAAUGUCCAUGUUCACUUAUGUCUUUUUACCACAAUGACCACAUCACAUUCUACGUCAUUCCGUCAUUGUUUCAUAUCGAAUUCGGUGAGCGGAAUAGAUGAAAACUCAUACAAAAGUGAAGAAAGAAAAUGCUCUUCUACAGUAAGUUGCAUGUAAAUAUAUGAGUGAGGGUAGCUCGACACUUGUUUGAUAAUAUUUUAAAGUAUUGAAAUCAUAAAAAUACACUCUCACCGUUCUGUAUCUGUAAUAACUAUCUCGUAUUCAUUUUUG
Cuscuta epithymum is the source of this 2249-nucleotide messenger RNA. NCBI's taxonomy places the organism in Eukaryota, Viridiplantae, Streptophyta, Magnoliopsida, Solanales, Convolvulaceae. The record is from the annotation of a GenBank genome assembly.